Owenia fusiformis is the source of this 1936-nucleotide messenger RNA. NCBI's taxonomy places the organism in Eukaryota, Metazoa, Annelida, Polychaeta, Sabellida, Oweniidae. The record is from the annotation of a GenBank genome assembly.
UUUUCUCUAAAAUAUCAACUUCAAUGAAUUGAGGCAAUACUAAAACAAGGAAUCCGCCAUAUUUGUACACAUCGCACCGGCUGGAGGAAAAUACGAUUUUGCUUAAUUUUGGCCUUCAAAUCCAUAAAUAUGGUGUCUGUGAUGAACACUAUAGAUACUGGUCAUGAGGAUAUGAUUCAUGAUGCCCAGAUGGACUAUUAUGGUGUCAAACUUGCUACAUGCUCCUCAGAUCGCUCCGUAAAAAUAUUUGAUGUCAGAAAUGGACAGCAGACAUUUGUCACUGCACUAACAGGACAUGAGGGUCCGGUAUGGCAGUUAGCCUGGGCACAUCCUAUGUUCGGGAAUCUCUUAGCUUCAUGUAGCUACGAUAGGAAAGUCAUCAUCUGGAAAGAGACAAAUGGAAAAUGGGACAAACUACACGAGCAUAGCAACCAUGAUUCCUCAGUGAACUCAGUCAGCUGGGCCCCUCAUGAGUUUGGUUUGAUGCUGGCUUGUGGUAGCUCUGAUGGUAGCAUCUCAGUGAUUUCUACAACAGGUGAUGGGGCUUGGGACUACAAGAAGAUACCUGAUGCACACACUAUUGGCUGUAACGCAGUGAGUUGGGCCCCAGCUAUAAAUCCAGGUGCUCUAUUGGACCAAUCAGGAGGUUCUCGGCAAAACGUUGUCAAAAGAUUCGUCUCUGGGGGAUGUGACAAUAUUGUAAAAAUAUGGAGAGAGCAGGAUGAGAGAUGGGUUGAGGAACAGAAAUUGGAGGCCCAUAGUGAUUGGGUACGGGAUGUGGCAUGGGCGCCAUCUAUAGGACUUCCUAAAAGUAUCAUUGCCAGUUGUUCUCAGGAUUGUAGGGUCAUAAUCUGGAGCAAUGAUGGCACAAGUAACAAUUGGACCUCAAAAGUUUUACAUAAAUUCAAUGACGUUGUAUGGCACGUCAGUUGGUCAGUGACUGGAAAUAUCUUAGCUGUAUCAGGGGGAGAUAACAAGGUGAGUUUGUGGAAAGAGACUUUAGAAAACCAAUGGGUGUGUGUCAGUGAUGUGAAUAAAGGUCAAGGACAGUUGACUGAAGGUCAAUCUAGUGAGCAAAUGUCAUAGCAAUAAUGGAUACAGACUUCUUAAAUUGGGCAUUAUGGAUAUGAAUACUUGUGGACAAUGCAUAUGGAUUUAUAUUAAGUCGGCAGUCCAGAUAAAGAAAGUUGAAGAAUUAAGGAUUUGUGAAAUUCGGUUGACUCUUGAUGUUUAAAGAGUAGUAUCUAGAGAGAUGAUUGAAUUCCACAAAUCAUGACCUACCAUACUACCUAGCUUUGAGAAACAAGCCUCAGUAAAAAAGAACCCUGUUGGAAAUGGACUUUCUCAGUACCAUGUCACGUGUCGCACUGUUACGUACAAUGUUAUGACAUGAGAUGAAGCUAUUUUAUUUUUAUUUUAUACUAUUUACCUUUCUCUAGCUCUUGUUUAUACAUCUACAAAUGUGGAUCUCAGUUGGGGUAGCAAUUUAGCAAUUUUCAGAAAAUACAAUAUCUGUUCAUUUUCUCUUGGAACAUGUUCCUGGGAGAGAGAGUCCCCUUGAAAAUAUUUGAAUCCAAAGGGAUUUUCUCCAAAAUUUUUUUGAGUUAAGUAUUGGGAUUUGCUGUCAUAAAAGUCAACUUUGUCGCUGGAACAGGCAACAGCCAAAAAGUCGCACCAGGGCUAUUCUUUUAGUUUAAGGUUUUAUUUGAGAAUCAGGACACAAACCUUUCCAGUCCCACACAUACAUAUUUGUUGUACUCUUUGAAAAAAGCAAUUUUAUCUUUAUGUAGUUCAAUGUAUUAUGAAAUACAAUUCCUGGUGACAUUAUCAUUUAUGUACAAUAUUUGUCUAUCUUAUAAACUGUAUCGAUAAUAUUAUAAAUGUAUUGUAAAUAAACCGAAGAAUUAUUAAAGAAAUGUCUUGGCUUUAAUUCUGU